This is a messenger RNA of Effrenium voratum, 1644 nucleotides long. The record is from the annotation of a GenBank genome assembly. Lineage: Eukaryota; Dinophyceae; Suessiales; Symbiodiniaceae.
AUGAGCUAUGGCCGACAGUUGGAACAGUUGGAAAAAAACAUAGCCAGCAGCGCCCAAAACGCAGCUCCAAGGCGCGUGCAGGAGCUGGACCAAGUCUUGCAGCGAUGCGGCGGCCAAUGCAGCAAGGAGGCUCGGGCCGAGAUGGGCGGUGAGCUGGCGUACCUGGAAAAGCUGUCCACCAGGGACAUGGCACUUUCCAGGGAGGUGGCGGAGAUUAGAAGAAGAUAUGAUGCUUUGGAUUGCCAGCACGCGCCUCGAUCCUCCGGCGAAUUUGACCACCUUGCGCGAGGAGGAGAGGGCGAAACUUCCCAGCCCUUGCAGGUGAUUGCUGGCUUCUUGUAUCCUCAGCAGGAACCCCGGCACGCUGAAGAUAAAGUUCGGCUGCUGGCGGCGGAGGGCGCUUUGUCGUCGGAGCUCUACACGCAUCCUGUGAUCACCUACCCCGAGUCAGACUGCACCAUCAUUUUGGGCGACUUGGGGCCUGUGAUGUCCUGGACCGAGGAGGACGACGCGGCGGAGGCUGCGCGGGAGCGAAUGGCUCUGCUGGAGCUCUCGCAAGCCGGGGCAAACCUGGUGGAGGUGACCAACCUCAUGGCAGCCCAAAUUGAACAGGAUCAGGAGGGCUUGGACCUGAUGGAGGAGCGGGUGGCGCAUGCCUUGGAGUCCACGCAGCAGGGCGUUCGCACUCUUGCAGAAUCUGCAGAGAAUGAAUACAGGAUGAUGCGGCUGCUGACGCCCUCUGCCGGCUUGAUGGUGCUGGGGGGCCUUGCCGCUUUGGCAUGUCCCCUGGCGGGAGCGCCGAUCCUCGUCGCCGCCGGGCGAGGUGCCGUGUUGGCUGGCGCCACACUGGGCACCUUGAGCGAGGUGCAGAAGAAGCUCAUCCGCCGCCUGCAGGAACAGCUGCCCCGGGCUUUCCAGAAGCUGCCAGAGGACCAGGUGAGCAUGCUGGAAGCUGCCUGCCGUGAGACGAGGGACAGGCUGCACAGGAAGUUGGAUGACAGCGAGAAAUGGGGGGAGGAUUGGCUGCUGUCUGCGCCAUUCACCCGGGACUUCAGGUCGCUGUACAGGGAGGGGAAGUUGACUGUGAAGAGAUCGCCUUCUGACGUACGAAAGGGCGGCAGUGCUUACCUAGUCACCUUCCAGGUGGACCUUCCAGCCAGCCGCGUCUUCGGAGUCAUGAAGAAGAUGUUUUUCUCCGGAUCCUUGGACCCCGGGUGCAAGGCAGUGUGGUCACGACCAGUGGACGCAUCACCUGAGAGCGGCUGCUUCCUUCGCCAUUUGGUGUAUUCCGAGUACUUCUUCAGCAGCGAGUUUAGCUGCGCUUGCUAUUGCGCCGAAGCACCGACGGGCGAUUGUUACACGAUGGCAACAGCAUCCUUGAGCGAUGAGUUGCUGCCCUUCGACGUCCUGCCGACGUCCAGUAAUCGCGGCCGCAUUCACGUUUGCGGGCUACGAUUGACAGCGAUCGGAGACUCGCGGACCAAAGUUGAGGUGAUGGCCGAUGUUGAUCCAUCAGUUCCACUUCCCACUAUCUCGUUGGUGGACAAGCGGGUGAGGAGCCACGCGCGGGAUGCAGCAUGGCUGCUGCGGCACAAGCUGAAAGAAGCAGCCUCAGGAUUUGAGAUAUAUUUGCUCAUAUACUGA